This is a messenger RNA of Heterostelium album PN500, 243 nucleotides long. RefSeq lists its product as uncharacterized. The transcript has 2 exons. Bases 1 to 243 code for a protein of 80 amino acids. The record is from RefSeq and is a predicted model, not a curated record. Lineage: Eukaryota; Evosea; Eumycetozoa; Acytosteliales; Acytosteliaceae.
AUGUCUUUAAGUAAUGCGCUUGAUGCCAUUUUCGCGAGCAAUCUUACCGAUCCUUUGAAGCAACAAUGCAGAGACCUUCUCAAGCGUGACAUAAACGAGGCUGCAUUCAUUGUCGAUUCAUGGAACAGAUCAAAAGUUGCCAAUCCUCCUGAUAAUACUAUUCUUGAUGAUUAUCUUACCAAGAUGAUUGCCACUGCACCUACCACUGUAGUCGAUACCACCAAUGGUAAUAAGUUUACUUAA